AUGCCGAGAUUUCGACCAGCUACCACGGGUUAUGCCCAAAUUGCCCAAGCAGAGGAGUUCAGCGACGAUGAAGAUGAGGACCCCCUCGCUGCCAGCCAUGCCUCCUUACAACCAACAUCCGCACCACGAUAUGCAUCUAUUUCACAACCUCGGCCCCAUGGUGGAAUGUAUACAGAUGGAUACAGUUCACCGACGAAUAAUCGAAAGUCUGGGCAUAAGAGGAGAAGGAGUCGAAUGGGAAGCAAUGCCUCCGGCGUGGAUAUCAAAGCUAUAAAUGCUAGACUAGAACGAUGGGCCGACGAGAUAGCGUCCAAAUUCAAAAUUAAUAAAGUAAAGGGAAAACCAUGUCAAGAAGAAAAAUUGGAAAUCCUGCAUUCAGUAUUCCAAGCACCGGAUGGCAUACGGCCGGUCACCGCUGAUACGUUGGCAUCGGAGCCCGACCAUGGACGAAUGACGAAACAUGAAUUCGAUGACAUCGUAGAAAGUGUUCGAGUUGCGAUUGAGCAGGGGAUGCAUCCAAAAAUGAUAUCACAGGGGAGCUCUGGAAGUUAUUUUGCUCGAAAUAGCGAUGGCAAAGUAGUCGGUGUGUUCAAACCGAAGGAUGAGGAACCAUACGCCGCAGGAAACCCAAAAUGGAACAAAUGGAUACAUCGCAAUUUAUUUCCAUGUUUCUUUGGCAGAGCAUGUCUAAUUCCCAACUUGAGUUACGUCUCCGAAGCUGCGGCUUACACGCUCGACUGUAGAUUACGAACCCACCUUGUACCCUACACCGACAUAGUCCACUUGUCUUCGAAAUCUUUCCAUUAUGACUUUUGGGAUCGCAGGAAGUUUUAUAGAAGUAAGAAGCCUCUACCUCCAAAGGUCGGCAGUUUCCAAGUCUUUCUCAAGGGUUUUAAGGAUGCGAAUAUCUUCCUUCGUGAACAUCCUUGGCCCGACCAUGCAAAUGGAACAUUCAAAUUCAAUGAUCCUCACAGGAACAAACGAGGGUGGAAAGAGACUUGCCGCCCAGGUUCGUCGAAGUCGGAUGAGGGUAAUGAAGGGGCGGGGGCUAGCAGUCCUAUAGGAUCUGGAGAUGAUAGCCAAAAUCGACAGUUUGUUUGGACAGAUGCAUUACAACAGUCAUUUCGGGAGGAGUUAGAGAAAUUGGUUAUACUAGAUUACAUAAUGCGAAAUACGGACAGAGGUCUUGACAAUUGGAUGAUCAAAAUUGAUUGGGAGAAUCAGGGCGUUUCCAUAGUUUCGGACCCUCCACAGAUGAGGAACAAUCCAGACUCCGAACAGUCACCACGCGUGGUCUCUACCUCUGAUAACAUCAGUAUGUCACAUCUUCCGGCAUACCCUUACCGUAGCCAAGAGCCUAUGGAAGCUACAAGUAGAUCGGCAACACCAUCUAGAAUGACAGCACCAACCAUAUCCAUUGGUGCGAUUGAUAACAGUUUAUCAUGGCCUUGGAAGCAUCCUGACGCUUGGCGAAGUUUUCCUUUCGGAUGGCUAUUCUUACCUGUAUCCCUGAUCGGGCAACCAUUCUCUCAAAAGACCCGGGAGCAUUUCCUUCCCCUGCUGACUUCAAAACAAUGGUGGAGUGAGACUCAGCUAGAGCUAAGGAAGGUCUUUAGUCAAGAUGCAGAUUUUCAGGAGCGCAUGUUCGCUAGGCAAAUCGCUGUAAUGAAAGGGCAAGCUUGGAAUGUUGUCGAAACUCUUAAGACGGUAGAUCAUGGUCCUUUGGAGUUGACUCGAAGGGCAAGAGUUUGUGUUUGGGAUGAUCUUGUUGAUGUACCUGUUGCAGUUCCUAUGAGAGUGCCUUCCGCUGAGAUGCGCAGGCGUAACGAUAUCCGCAACAGCCUUGAUGAAGAGGAGAUGGAUAUUAGUGCCGCCAAUGCAGCAGCACCACAAACAGAUCUUCUUGGACUUGCAAGCCCAUCAGUGGAAUUACCAAAUCCGAAUAGAUUCGAACUAGCCAGUCCGCGAUAUAGUGAAGAUGCUCCCCCAGAACUUGAGUCUUCACAACCAGCAACGACAUUUGCAAAUUCGGGAUUCCCUAGAGAGAACACUUCUAAGGACGGGGUCAGGUUCUCGGAUCGACCACAUCUUCAACACUCUAGGAAUCGUAUGAGUUAUGACGGGCCUGCAAGGUCUCCAAACCGCAAUCGUCAUGAAGCGAGAAGGUUCUCAUUCGGAUCGAGGAGUCGUGGAGCAGUUCAGACAUUGUACGAUGGUGAUGAUCAUGAAGGCGAUUUGGGAUAUGCAGCAGCGGAAGGAAUGGAAGGGCAUCAAAGAAAGGUCAUAGUAGAAAGACUUGAAACAGUCAAAAGCAAAAACCCGGUCUUUACCUGGUGUUAA
This is a messenger RNA of Sclerotinia sclerotiorum 1980 UF-70, 2340 nucleotides long. RefSeq lists its product as hypothetical. The coding region runs from base 1 to 2340 and encodes 779 amino acids. The record is from RefSeq and is a predicted model, not a curated record. Lineage: Eukaryota; Fungi; Ascomycota; Leotiomycetes; Helotiales; Sclerotiniaceae. Gene Ontology annotation, biological process: Golgi organization; phosphatidylinositol phosphate biosynthetic process; endosome organization. Gene Ontology annotation, molecular function: 1-phosphatidylinositol 4-kinase activity. Gene Ontology annotation, cellular component: lysosomal membrane; endosome; fungal-type vacuole membrane. The transcript has a single exon.